Babjeviella inositovora NRRL Y-12698 is the source of this 159-nucleotide messenger RNA. RefSeq lists its product as uncharacterized. The record is from RefSeq and is a predicted model, not a curated record. Gene Ontology annotation, biological process: sexual reproduction. Gene Ontology annotation, molecular function: DNA-binding transcription factor activity. NCBI's taxonomy places the organism in Eukaryota, Fungi, Ascomycota, Pichiomycetes, Serinales. The annotation marks the transcript as partial. The transcript has a single exon. Gene Ontology annotation, cellular component: nucleus; Ste12p-Dig1p-Dig2p complex; Tec1p-Ste12p-Dig1p complex.
CCGUGUCCCGAUUGCACCAAGGUGUUUAAGCGGAUGGAGCACUUGAAGCGGCACAUCCGGUCGGUCCACUCGAUGGUGCGGCCGUUCCCGUGCACAUUCUGCGAGAAGAAGUUCUCGCGGUCAGAUAAUCUUGCCCAGCAUCUUAAGACCCACAAGAAG